This is a messenger RNA of Scleropages formosus (Asian bonytongue), 3471 nucleotides long. RefSeq names its product tyrosine-protein kinase receptor UFO-like. Gene Ontology annotation, cellular component: plasma membrane; signaling receptor complex. Gene Ontology annotation, molecular function: protein binding; transmembrane receptor protein tyrosine kinase activity; ATP binding. The record is from RefSeq and is a predicted model, not a curated record. Bases 506 to 3220 code for a protein of 904 amino acids. Gene Ontology annotation, biological process: nervous system development; multicellular organism development; positive regulation of kinase activity. NCBI's taxonomy places the organism in Eukaryota, Metazoa, Chordata, Actinopteri, Osteoglossiformes, Osteoglossidae. The transcript has 20 exons.
GACAGGAGGAGGACAGAGGGACACGCACGAAGGACGGAAGACAGCAGUGGACAGGAGGGAGACGAAGCCCCUCGAACCCCGGACCGGAGCAACAAACCGUCCGGCCGCAGAUCUGAAGCUGAACUGGAUUUUCAGCCCGAAACUUUCUUUCCGUCGCUUUUUUACGCCUUUUUUCUUUCUUUCUUUUUCUUUCUGUCCUUUUUUCCUUUUUCUUUUUUCUUUCUUUCUUUCUACAUCGGCGUGAAACUUCGGCACGUUUUUGCUACCUUUGAUCUCAAUUUUUCUCCCUGGAGGAAACUGCAACAUCUUUUUCUGAAACCGACAGUUACGAGUACCGACUACCGAGUACCGAGUACUCAGAGUAGCGCUCGGAUCGCGUUUCUCUGCCCACUGAGACGAAGGAGAAACACUUGAUUCAGCUGGGAGAGAAGAGGAGCCACAGCGGGUCCCGUCGCUGCUCGCACUCAUUCCGAAACACGGGUUCGAGCCGCUCGUGGCCCCAACCAUGAGUGACUACCGGUUGGUGCUGCUCCUGUUCGUGCCGCUGCUGCUCGAGGGUACGGACGCGGCGGCGCCCGUCUUCAUCCAGAGCCCGGGAAACGUCACCUCCUCGCUGGGGAAGCCCGUGCGGCUGCAGUGCUCUCUGCGGGUGGACGGGGGCGACGGCGAGCCGCCGGACGUGGCGUGGCGGAGGGACGGUCGGCCGCUGGAUCUCGCCGACACCAACCAGAUGCAGAUGCCCGUCGGCGAGGAGAGCUGGCUGACCGUCAGCACGCUCAGCAUAGACUCGGUGAAGCUGACAGACAUGGGGGGCUACAGCUGUGUGGUGAUGGCAGGGGGGCAGAAGACCGUGUCCCAGCAGGGACGCAUCCAGCUCGAGGGCCUCCCUCAUUUCACCGUGGAGCCCAGAGACACGUCGCUCCCCGCCAACGGCGCCGUGACCCUGCGCUGCGAGGCCCGCGGUCCUCCGGACCCGGUGCGGGUCAUCUGGCUGCGGGACGGGCUGCCGCUCAACACGCUGCUGGAGCCCAUCUCCCUGUCGCCCUCCAGCCUCCGGGUCGCAGGCCUUAAUAAGACCAGCGUGUUCUCCUGUGAGGCUCAUAACCGCAAAGGUGUGGCCACGUCCAGCUCAGGUGUCGUCACAGUUGUUCCAUCGCAGCCACGCAGUGUGCAGCCUGUGCACGUGACCAACCGCAGCCUGAGCAUCUCCUGGGAGCCUGGCUUCGGGGGGGCGUACCCUGUCACCAUGUGCUCCAUCCAGGCCGCGCCCUCCAGCGCCGACCUCAGCACGGCGCCCGGUCGCCUCAUCCACAACCAGAACGUGAACGUGCCGCCCACCGAGCACCUCAUCUCGAACCUGGAGCCCUUCGCCAAUUACAGCGUGAGGGUGGCUUGUCACAGCGGCCAAGGCGCCUCCCCCUGGACCCCUUGGGUAACACUGCGCACUGCGGAAGGAGUCCCAGAAACCCCGCCAGCAAACAUCAGCACUGAACUGGACCAAAGGAGCGUGGUGGUGCAGUGGGCGGAGCCUGCAGACAGACUGAAUGGACACCUGCUUGGGUACAAAGUGGAGUACAGCGCUCCAAACGUGGCACCGGCCGUGCUGGACGUGGGCCUGUCCACAGGCAUUUCUCUCAACCUGUCCUCACCUCUGUCCAAUGUGUCCCUCCGCGUUUGUGCCUACACCGCGAUGGGACCCGGACCGUGGAGCCCCCUGCGCACCCUCACGGUCACCAGAACAGUUACUGGGGAGCUACAGUCCAACGAUCACGUCCCUCCGGCCACCUUCUCCUGGCACUGGUGGUACGUCGUCAUGGCGACGGCGGUAGCUGUGGCGCUGGUCGUGCUCAUCGCCAUGUAUGUGGCUAGACUGCGGCGCAAGGAGACUCGCUUUGGUGAGGCCUUCCAGCCGAUGGAGGACGGCGGCGAGUUGGUGGUGAGGUACCGCGCCAGGCGCUCCUACGGUCGCCGCACCACGGAGGCCACGUUGAACAGUCUGGUCAUCAGUGAUGAGCUAAAGCAGAAGCUGCAGGAUGUGAUGGUGGACCGACACAAACUGACCCUGGGGAAGACUCUCGGCGAGGGGGAGUUUGGCUCUGUCAUGGAGGGUCUGCUGACCCAGGAGGAGUUUGUGCUGAAGGUGGCCGUGAAAACCAUGAAGAUCGCGAUCUGCACCCGCACCGAGAUGGAGGACUUCCUCCGGGAAGCGGCCUGUAUGAAGGAGUUUGACCAUCACAACGUCAUGCGCCUCAUAGGGGUGUGUCUGCAGACGGUGGAGAGCGAGGGCUUCCCCUCCCCCGUGGUCAUCCUGCCCUACAUGAAACACGGAGACCUGCACAGCUACCUGCUGUACUCGCGCCUGGGCGACUGCCCCAUGUUCCUGCCCUCUCAGAUGCUGGUGAAGUUCAUGACAGACAUUGCAAGAGGAAUGGAGUAUCUCAGCAACAAGAACUUCAUUCACAGAGACCUCGCAGCACGGAACUGCAUGCUCAACGAGAACAUGACCGUGUGUGUGGCCGACUUUGGGCUCUCCAAGAAGAUUUACAACGGCGAUUACUACAGGCAGGGCCGCAUCUCCAAAAUGCCCGUCAAGUGGAUUGCCAUCGAGAGCCUGGCUGACCGCGUUUACACCACCAAGAGUGACGUGUGGUCCUUCGGGGUGACCAUGUGGGAGAUUGCUACGAGGGGGCAGACGCCCUACCCAGGAGUGGAAAACAGCGAGAUCUAUGACUACCUGAGACAGGGCAACCGUCUCAAACAGCCCCCCGGCUGCCUGGACGUCAUCUACUCCCUCAUGUUCUCCUGCUGGUUGCUGAGCCCCAAAGACCGGCCCGGGUUCGAGUACCUUCGCUGCAAGCUGGAGAAGGUCCUGGAGGAGCUGCCCGACACGAUAGAACCGGAGGAGAUCCUCUACGUGAACAUGGAUGAGCCCGGGUCCGAGCUGGGAGCCGUCGGGGGACGAGAGCCCCUGGGGGGCUCCCUGCCUUUUGCCCUGAAGGGGGCGGACACCGUGACCACAGUGGAGGUCCACCAGCCCAACCGCUACGUCCUGUGUCCUCAGCAUGAGACCCAGAGACUGCUGGGCGACUCUUUGGAAAGUCUCAACCUGAUUGGCUCGGCAUCCACCGCCACCUUGCCUCUGUCCGCCCUGAGCCCCGCCCACUUGUCAGAGGGACUGGAGGGCAGGGAAGAGGCCCCCAGAAAGGGCCCUUGGCACUGACAUGUUGAUCUACAGCAGCACUCCGUUCCGGUUUUAGGCUCUUCCCAAUGCUGCUUCCGUCCCCUCGGGGGCCUGAGUGUCACACUGAAGCUGCAGGUUUAGUCUCCUGGGACAAAGCGGUACAAUCGUUCCCCCCCAAAGACAGAGUUCUCUCAAACAUUAGAGCAACAGCCCCUCCGCAGGCCUGCUGGAUUACAUUUUACAUUUACAUUUAUUCAUUUAGCUCACGCUUUUCUCCAAAGCGACUUACA